Hydatigera taeniaeformis is the source of this 1107-nucleotide messenger RNA. The record is from the annotation of a GenBank genome assembly. NCBI's taxonomy places the organism in Eukaryota, Metazoa, Platyhelminthes, Cestoda, Cyclophyllidea, Taeniidae.
AUGCAACCCUUUUUUACUGUUCCUGUGGAGAAGUACAGUGAGAAAAAUUUGAUGGAGAGUGUUCGUGAUAUCCUCACUGACUGCUUACCAGCAACCUCUCUUGCCUCGGAUCCUUCUCAAGAACUUGUUGUCUGGGCCAGUUUUGAAAAUUUUACCCAUUCCGCUAUUGGGAACGAGAAAAUAUCCUUUCUCAUCCUCAUAAGCACUAAUCAUGGAUUCUACAUCUGGGCUAUAUUGAAUAAUGGACAAGCUUCGUUAUUACUUUCUCGUGUGGGAGUCUAUGUUCUUGGUGCCAAACUCUUGACUGAUCCUCAUGCUGAAUUCGUCGAUUACAAAAAGGAGACACGCCCACUUAUCGCAAUCUGCAGUGAGCAAAGUAAUUCGAAGUGGAACGUCUGCUUUACUUCCCUACUCACCAAUGCUAUUGUGGCGAAUUAUUCCUCUCCAUCCUACAUUUCCUCUGUUGACGCUAAUCGACGAUUUGUACUUGUGAAUCGUGUUGAUUGUAUUUCCGUCCUAUCAGCCCACACUCUCCUGGAACUCUUUACCAUCGGUUAUGUUAAAACGAUUUGCAAAUCAGUGCUAGCUAAGAGUCUUCCCGUUGCUUUGGGCACCCGUUGGUUAGCUUUUCCUGAUGUUCGACGCUUUUGGGACGGUUUAUCGGCCUUAGCAAGCAGUGUAUCAAUAGGCAGUUCCAAUCUGCACACCCGCUGUCCUCUCUUCAUGGAAUGCCAGCUAAUGGACAUGACAGGUGAUUCUUCUUCAUCUCCAUCUACCGCAAGCUACGUCUCAGUUGUGGAUCUGGUCCGUCUCUCUGAGAACUACAGUGUCUUUGAGAACCAGAAGCUACUUGGUUCGCCUGCUUCUAAGGCGGAGAUUAAUCAGCUGUCGCGGAUGCAGACGGAGCAACAAAAUGUCUUAGCUGAUGUGCCCACAUAUCCCGUGUUGCAGCGCCCACAUGUCUGCUCUACGUUGAAGCGCCACCCUUGCCAUCAUUGUUAUUUCCAGCGGCAGAUAAAUCGGAGUCAGGAGGCGGUGUUAGAAGGCGUGGAAGAGCUUCUACUCACCCACAAGAGUGCCUCCAUCAAUGUGCACGACUUCGCUGAC